AUGACCACACCCAAAACUAUUCUCAUCACCGGCGCCAACAAGGGACUUGGGCUUGGCAUUGCUCAAGUUGCGGCGACCAGAGACCCUUCCGCUCAUUACAUCUUAACCAGUCGUAAUGUGGAGGCUGGCGAAAAGGCAAUCCAGGAUAUGAAGAAUAGUGGCAUAGAAGCUUCUUUCGAGCUGCUGCAGCUGGACAUCACCAAUGAUGCCGAAAUCCUCAAGGCGGCUGAAUAUGUUACCACUAAGCAUGGAAAGCUUGACGGCAAGUCUAUUUAUCGGAGAGAUAAGAACUCGUCACUGACGCUCGUGGGAAACUUAGCCGAGUUGCUAUCGGUCAAUGUCACUUCAGUCUACUGCAUGUGCGAAGCGUUUCGACCUCUUCUCGAUCGAUCAUCUCAACCCAAGGUGAUCAACAUCACAUCCGGGCUUGGUAGUAUCGCCAACACCUUGAACACCAAGAUGGCUUCUCUCCCACUAUACGGCGUAUCCAAGGUCGCAUUGAACGGAUUGACGGCUCAUCUUCAAGCGGGAGAGAAUACGAACAAGGACAAAGCUGAAGGAUCCAAGAUUCGAUUCUAUACAGUUGCCCCAGGUGUACUCAAUACCACGCUAGUUUUCCUCCAUAACAAAGGCAAAGAUCCAGCUGUGGGGGCCGAAGUUGUGGUCCAAUUGUUGAUGAGUGACGAGUAUCCUGGUGGCACCCAGUGGGAAUUCAAAGAUGACAAGAUGCAGGAGAUUCCCUGGGAAGUGAGCUGGAUCAGGCUGGAGCCUGAGAGUGGGGGCUGGAUCUGGCUGGGAGUGGGAACCAAUAGUCGCUAUGCCGAUAUCAGUGGACCAGCACAGUCUUAUACCCUUGGCGAUUCCCCGCUCGAGCUGACUGCAGGGUUACUUCAAGUCACCGGCAUAUUAGAAGUCACUGGCUUACGCGAAGUUCCUGCCUUACGUGAGGUCACUGGCUUACCCGAAGUCAACGGCUUACUCGAAGUCAACGGCUUACUUGCAGUUGCUGCAAGGGGUCCAAAUUAUAUGAAUACCGGUAUAUUGAAAUCGGACCCGAACGUGUAA
Messenger RNA from Didymosphaeria variabile, 1065 nucleotides. RefSeq lists its product as uncharacterized. The transcript has 3 exons. Gene Ontology annotation, molecular function: oxidoreductase activity. The coding region runs from base 1 to 1065 and encodes 354 amino acids. The record is from RefSeq and is a predicted model, not a curated record. NCBI's taxonomy places the organism in Eukaryota, Fungi, Ascomycota, Dothideomycetes, Pleosporales, Didymosphaeriaceae.